This is a messenger RNA of Silurus meridionalis, 3226 nucleotides long. RefSeq names its product protein kinase C, delta b (gene prkcdb). Gene Ontology annotation, molecular function: diacylglycerol-dependent serine/threonine kinase activity; ATP binding. The coding region runs from base 163 to 2217 and encodes 684 amino acids. The transcript has 17 exons. Gene Ontology annotation, biological process: protein phosphorylation. NCBI's taxonomy places the organism in Eukaryota, Metazoa, Chordata, Actinopteri, Siluriformes, Siluridae. The record is from RefSeq and is a predicted model, not a curated record.
CUAUGACAGCGGGGCGGGUACACACACACACACACACACACACACUUCCUCAAACACUCCGUGUGCUCAGUUCUCCGGUCCGCCGCAUACUUUGUUAAGCAGAAGUCAGGAGUUCGUGUACCGCAGAUUUUCUCGGCCGCGUCUCUGUGGUGUGUGUUGGCAAUGGCUCCGUUCCUGCGGAUCUCCUUUACCGAAUAUAGUUUGGGAACGCUUCCUCCUUUGCCCGAUGCACCGUUUUGUGCCAUCAAAAUGAAGGAGUCUCUCACCACGGAGCGGGGAAAGACUCUGGUCCAGAGGAAGCCCACCAUGUACCCCGAAUGGAAGUCCACCUUCGAUGCUCAUAUCUACGAAGGCCGUGUGAUCCAGGUUCUCCUGAUGAAGACGGCCGAAGAGCCUCUCUCCGAGGCCACGGUUGGCGUAUCGGUGCUCGCCGAGCGCUGCAAAAAGGGCAACGGCCGAGCAGAAUUCUGGGUAGACCUGCAGCCCUCUGGAAAGGUCAUGAUGUCUGUGCAGUUCUUUGUUGAAGAUAAUGACUCGGAGAGCAAAGCGUCAAUCAGCGAGAAGGAAGAGGACGGGAUUUUAACACUGAAACGACGAAGAGGAGCCAUCAAACAGGCCAAGGUUCACUUCAUCAAAAACCACGAGUUCCUCGCCACCUUUUUCAAACAGCCGACGUUUUGCUCCGUCUGCCGAGAGUUCGUCUGGGGACUUAAUAAACAGGGCUACAAAUGCAGACAAUGCAAUGCGGCCAUUCACAAGAAAUGCAUUGAUAAGAUCAUCGGGAGAUGCACAGGAACGGCAACCAACAGCCGAGACACCGUGUUCCAGAAAGAGCGCUUCAAGAUCGACAUGCCACAUCGCUUCAAGACACACAACUACAUGAGUCCUACCUUCUGCGAUCACUGUGGAAGUCUGCUAUGGGGAAUGGUCAAGCAAGGUCUGAAAUGUGAAGAUUGUGCGAUGAACGUCCACCACAAAUGCCAGACUAAAGUUGCCAACCUCUGUGGUAUAAACCAGAAACUUCUAGCCGAAGCCCUGAAUCAAGUUAGCUUGAAAUCCUCCACAAAGCGCCCGGAUCCCACUCUAUCGGACAUCGGCAUCUAUCAGGAUAUAGCCAAAAAUGUACCGCUGGACCCAAGUGGAGACCUUAACAAACUGUGGGACGGUCACACUCCCACACCUUCCACCAUUCCACACCAAACACAUUCCACAUACCUGUCCAUUGACCAGUUUGAAUUCCACAAAGUGUUGGGUAAAGGCAGCUUUGGCAAGGUGCUGCUGGCAGAGCUGAAGGGCCGGGGCGAGUUCUUUGCAGUGAAGGCGCUGAAGAAGGACGUGGUGCUAAUGGACGAUGACGUGGAGUGCACGAUGGUGGAGAAAAGGGUGUUGGCGUUAGCCUGGGAAAACCCCUUCCUCACGCACCUCUACUCCACCAUCCAGACCAAGGAGCACUUAUUCUUCGUGAUGGAGUAUCUAAAUGGAGGAGAUUUGAUGUUUCACAUUCAGGACAAAGGCAGAUUUGAUCUAUACAGAGCUACGUUUUAUGCUGCUGAAAUUGUUUGCGGCCUGCAGUUCCUUCAUUCCAAAGGCAUUAUAUACAGGGACCUGAAACUGGAUAAUGUGAUGUUGGACAAAGACGGCCACAUUAAGAUUGCAGACUUUGGCAUGUGUAAGGAGAAUGUAUUCGGAGAGCAUCGUGCCACCACUUUCUGUGGAACACCCGAUUACAUCGCACCAGAGAUCUUACUAGGGCAGAAAUACACAUUCUCAGUGGACUGGUGGUCAUUCGGAGUGCUUAUUUACGAGAUGCUGAUUGGCCAGUCACCGUUCCAAGGUGACGAUGAGGACGAGCUGUUUGAGUCGAUCAGGAUGGACACGCCUCAUUUCCCACGCUGGAUCACCAAGGAGGCCAAGGACCUGAUGGAAAAGUUAUUCGAGCGAGAGCCGACCCGCCGACUUGGUGUUGUGGGAAACAUUCGUGGACAUCCCUUCUUCAAGACAAUUAACUGGAUUGUCCUGGAGAAGCGAGAAGUGACUCCCCCCUUCAAGCCUAAAGUGAAAUCUCCCAGCGACUGCAGCAACUUCGACCGCGAGUUCCUGAGCGAGAAGCCCCGCCUCUCCCAAGGCGACAAGAACCUGAUCGACUCCAUGGACCAAUCGGCGUUCGCCGGUUUCUCGUUCAUCAACCCCACGAUGGAGUCCAUUCUGGGGAAAUGAAAUUAGUCUCUUGUUGCUGUGAACAAGACAUCACCACACACACACACACACACACACACACACACACACACACACACCAGUGUUACACAGCCACUAAAGGUCUAAACCACAAAUACUAACGUUUCCUUGACCUAGUGCUCUCCGAUCAAGCUUGCUCUUCUGCUGUGUAAUAGAUCAGGAAACCUCAAACGCAGCAGCUCGCAAAGAAAUGCCACAGUGCCCCCUAGGGACCGAGUACUAAAUAUGGUUACGGUUCUCUUUCUCAUGAAUGCAAUCCAGUUAACUGUAUCUGAUGUACUGUAUUUUGGUGUUGACAUAUAGGAAGUUGUGCAAGUGCUAAAUGUGUAAACUAUUUGGUUGGACACACAAACGAAAGCCGCUCCCAUUUUCAGCCCUAAUCCGUGUUUUCCAGGUGGAAUCCAGAUGCCAACCUUGUUUGGCCUGGAUUUAUGUAGUAUCCCAACACCACUAGUUUUGCUUAUUCAUAAGCAGUGUUGCUGUAAUUGUUUCCCCUAGUAGUGUUGUUUUUUUUAACGCCUUGCUUUUACACCAGGAUUCCCCUUAAACCAAGAAGCAGGGGUGCUCGAUGAAGCACUUUUUGCUAAUUAUUAUUUUUUUAUUUUUUGAGGCUCACUUUCCCACUAUCUCCAAAAUUGGAGCCAAAAUCAAUCCUGCUAAUCCACUCCUUAGACCUAGAAACAGCAGCCAGAAAGAAAUCAUGCUAUUAUAGUCUACGGUACUACAUUUUGCUACGUAAUAAACAGUUGGUGGAGGUUUAAUAUCCGCAUCAAUUAAUCAUUGAGAUCUAGUGUAUGUAAUGUUAUUAAACAGGUAGGUGUUUACAAAAUAAAAGACUGUAUAUAAAUAAAUAAAUACAUAUAUGUAUGUAUAUUGUUCUGAACUGUUUUCAUUGUUGGGAAGAUAAGGAUGUUUUUUUAUAUAUAUAGUUACUCUUCAGAACUCCGUAUAAUAAAAAGAAAGCAUAUCCCACGAGCCUGGGGUCAUCAUG